AUAGGGUUGACAAUUGUCUAGUUCAUUGCAUAGUAUCGCUCUUUGUUAUUGUAAUUAGGAUUUUCAAUUUAAUAACUUCCCUAUCUUUGCAUUGUCGCACCGUGUUAAAGGUGCAGUUUGUGUCUUUUUCGACAAAAUAUAUGAAUACUAAUUUUCAGGCUUCAAGUUAGUAUGUUACCGAUAAGUUAUCGAACGAGAUCUGGUUGUGUGUUUGCAUUGGGUAGAUACUUCUCAACCAAGCCUGGAGUGAAUGGAAAGCAGCUUAAAUCUUCAUAUGAUGCCAUAGUUAUUGGAGGAGGUCACAAUGGCUUGGUGUCUGGAAGACAACUUAGCCAGUCCACUAUGGGAUAAAUUAGCGGCCUAUCUUCAGAAGAGUGGACUGAAUGUGUGCGUACUGGAACGUAGGCACGUGAUAGGGGGCGCUGCAGUGACUGAGGAGAUAGUGCCUGGUUACAAGUUUUCAAGGGCGUCAUAUGUUCUCAGUCUUUUGCGACCACAAAUUUACCAAGACCUGGAACUAAAGAAAUAUGGAUUGAAGGUGUAUCUGAGGGACCCAAACGCUUACACACCAUUGAUCGAACCACAGACUGUAAAUGGACAGGAAGUGAAGUCACUUACACUGGGCAGAGAUGCAUCUAAAAACAGAGAACAAAUUGCUCAGUUCUCGAAGAAAGAUGCGCAGAAAUAUGGAGAAUUUGAAGCCAUGCUUGAGAGAAUAGUGGAUGCGAUGGACCCAAUACUUGACAAGGCACCUUUGGACAUGUCCACCCCUUGGAAGCAGCAGUCAAUGGGGGAGAAAAUGGGGUUCUUGAGAAAUGCCAGGAAUCUGUUUAAGAGCGCAUCAAAACUGGGUACAGACAGCCUUGCAUUUUACGAGCUGAUGACGGCGCCAGCCAGUAAAGUGCUGGAGAAAUGGUUCGAGUCCGAGCCUUUGAAAGCCACACUAGCAACAGAUGCAGUCAUAGGGGCCAUGAUCAGCCCUGAUACACCAGGAAGUGGCUAUGUGCUGCUCCACCAUGUGAUGGGGGAGAUAGAGGGAGUGAAGGGAGCCUGGGGCUAUGUAGAAGGUGGUAUGGGGGCAGUGUCCCAGGCCAUAGCUAACUGUGCCAUGGACCGUGGGGCCAGUGUCUUUACAAACAAGCCGGUGAGGACUAUCUUGACAAAAAACAAUGAAGCCAGUGGUGUGGUUCUUGAAGAUGGGACUGAGAUUAGGUCGAAAGUUAUACUCUCUAACGCCACCCCCAAAGUAACAUUUCUUGACCUUCUACCACAGAAUGUGCUACCUGAAGGAAUGAUGUCAGAGUUGAAACAGCUCAAUUAUGAGUCACCAGUGACAAAAAUAAAUGUGGCAGUGAACAAAAUACCCAACUUCAAGGCGGAUCCUAACUCCUCCAGUAAUGCUGUCAUGCCCCAUCAUCGCUGUACCAUUCAUCUGAAUUGUGAGGAUUCUAAGAAUAUUGGGGAGGCGUACUUUAAAGCACAAAUGGGAACUUACUCAAAACGUCCAAUGAUCGAGUUGACCAUCCCGUCCAGCCUCGACCCGACCUUGGCCCCGCCAGGUCACCAUGUGGUGCUGCUGUUCACUCAGUACACACCCUACACACUGGCCGAUGGAAGAACUUGGUCUGAGGAGGAGAGAAAUACAUACGCUGACAUUGUGUUUGACUGUAUAGAAGACUACGCUCCAGGGUUCAAGGACAGUGUUGUAGGUCGAGAUAUCCUGACCCCUCCUGACCUUGAAAGGGUGUUUGGCCUCACUGGAGGGAACAUUUUCCAUGGGGCCAUGUCCCUGGACCAACUGUACAUGAGUCGCCCGAUGCCAGCCAUGUGUAACUACAGGUCACCUGUGAGGGGACUAUAUCUGUGUGGUAGUGGAGCUCAUCCAGGGGGCGGAGUCAUGGGGUCACCAGGGCGACUGGCAGCCAUGAUGGUUCUCAAGGACAGGAAAUAAGAGGGCCAAAAAUUGGGCUUUGAGCAUCUAUGAUGAUGCAGCCGAAAUGAAAAGCCGUUUUGCUAAGGGUAGACCAAAACUACAUUGAUAUUGUAGUGACUGCUUGUUGAACUAGAAUUAUUGUGUGUUGGACCAACGAUACAGUGAUGGCUGUAAUAGCUAAUUUUAUGUAUGUGGAUAUGAUAACAAUUUUGCUCAAGGAUUUACCUUUUUUCACUGCAGUAUAUUGCAAUAUGCACAGUAUGGUAGUUACGUGUGGUAGACCAUUUCAAUCAAGGUUACAGCAUUCACAAACCGGGUGGCUUACCCUCUAUUCCAUGUUUAACAUUUCAUAUUGAGCAUCCUUCAGGAAAAAUAAUAUGUUAGAAAUGUACUGACUCUCCAAAUACUUUUUAUGGAU
This is a messenger RNA of Dreissena polymorpha, 2351 nucleotides long. RefSeq names its product pyridine nucleotide-disulfide oxidoreductase domain-containing protein 2-like. NCBI's taxonomy places the organism in Eukaryota, Metazoa, Mollusca, Bivalvia, Myida, Dreissenidae. Gene Ontology annotation, molecular function: oxidoreductase activity. The record is from RefSeq and is a predicted model, not a curated record. The transcript has 16 exons. The coding region runs from base 305 to 1951 and encodes 548 amino acids.